Messenger RNA from Anastrepha obliqua, 702 nucleotides. RefSeq lists its product as uncharacterized. The transcript has a single exon. Bases 1 to 702 code for a protein of 233 amino acids. NCBI's taxonomy places the organism in Eukaryota, Metazoa, Arthropoda, Insecta, Diptera, Tephritidae. The record is from RefSeq and is a predicted model, not a curated record.
AUGGACAGCGGUAGAGAAGACGGCACCAUCUCUAGGGAGGAGUGGAAGGCGGCAGCGUCCGCCAUCUCCGCCGUAUUCAUGAAGGUAGUGAGGGAAAACCCUGGACCACCCCCAAGCUGUGAAAGUGCCGGAUGGCACUACUGUUCGUAUAAAAGAAUCGUCUGCGCUGAUGAACGGUCAGCCUCAAUAUAUAGGGCGGCGGUGGCCUUGGUGGGAGAGGUAUGGGAGGGAGCCAAGCUGAAGGUAGUGGACCGAAAGGAUCUACCUGUACGUCCGCGAGCACGUGUCUGGCUCCCCUCCGAACCCUCUGCUUGGAAGGAGAUGGAGGGAAUCCUCUGCUACUGCAAUCCUUCACUUCCCACGCACAACUGGAGGGUGGUGAAGGUGGAGAAGACUGAGGGAUCUUAUCGGCAAGCACUGAUUCUGCUGAAUUCAGAGUCCCUCAGUCCUCUCGCUGAAGCAAAAGAGGUCAUUAACUAUGGCUUCGAGAAGGUAGUCCUUAAGGUCUACCAAAGCGAUGCCAGAGGAGAUGCAACUGCACAUCCAGACGUGCUGGGAGACGUAAUGCCCACAGUGCAGGAAGCUCCUGUGGACAUGGAAGUGGAAUCCGUCAUGUCGGACGGUGACAAUGCUGAUGACGUUCGCUCUUUACCGGGGUCCGUCAUAAGCGUCGGGUCGUUCUUCGACAGGGCGGAGGAGUAA